Cornus florida is the source of this 988-nucleotide messenger RNA. Its product is annotated as transmembrane emp24 domain-containing protein p24delta4-like. Gene Ontology annotation, cellular component: Golgi apparatus; COPII-coated ER to Golgi transport vesicle; endoplasmic reticulum. Gene Ontology annotation, biological process: endoplasmic reticulum to Golgi vesicle-mediated transport; intracellular protein transport; Golgi organization. The coding region runs from base 126 to 782 and encodes 218 amino acids. The record is from RefSeq and is a predicted model, not a curated record. The transcript is spliced from 4 exons. Lineage: Eukaryota; Viridiplantae; Streptophyta; Magnoliopsida; Cornales; Cornaceae.
UAUUUUUAUGCCAAAUUUGUAAUCACAUUUAUGAGAAACAAUUGGAGGUUUUGUUGGUUUGGAUCUGGCGGGGACCAUACAAGAUUGAAGAUCGAAGAUUGAGGAGUGAGAGAGAAAGAGAGAGGAUGGGAGAGAGCGCUAACGUGCGCACCGGGGUGGUGUGGACUGUGUUGAUUCUAUGCUUGACGAGUAAUCUUCUAUCGGUGGGUCAGGCGAUUUGGCUGAACCUGCCGCCGACGGGAACCAAAUGCGUGUCGGAGGAAAUCCAUAACAACGUCGUCGUAUUGGGCGAUUACGUCCUCAUCCACGGGGAUCACUCUCUCCCCGUUCGCACCAUCUCCGCCACGGUCACAUCGCCAUACGGAAUCCUUCUUCACCAACAACAGAAUGUGACACAUGGUCAGUUUGCAUUUACAACUAGUGAGGCUGGGAACUACAUGGCAUGUUUUUUGGUGGAUGCUCAUCAUCCGGUUUCUGGAGAUCUAAGUGUUAACCUUGAAUGGAAAAUCGGAAUUGCUGCAAAGGACUGGGAUUCAGUUGCAAAGAAGGAGAAAAUUGAGGGUAUUGAGCUGGAGCUGGUAAAGCUUGAAGGGGCAGUGGAUGCCAUCCAUGAAAAUCUUCUCUACCUCAAGAGCAGAGAAGCAGAGAUGAGGUCAAUGAGUGAAACAACAAACGAGAGAGUGGCAUGGUUCAGUAUCAUGUCGUUGGGAGUCUGCAUUGUGGUUUCAGUUUUGCAGUUAAUGCACUUGAAGCGAUUUUUCCAAAAGAAGAAACUAAUUUAGACUUUGCUGAUCUACUUAUAUUUGGUGAAUGCAGAGGAAGUUUUAGAGUCUUUUCUUUUUAACUUGUUUAUUUAUUGACAAUGAAUUUUUUUAUACAAUCUAUAUAGAAUGUUCAUUUUUUACUGUUUAAAAUAAAUAGAAAAAGUUGGAAUAAAUUACACAAACACCCCCGAGGUUGGUUAACCUUACAGAGGCACUCCCUUUCU